GGUUCGAGGCUUUCUACCAACAUACGGGCUAUCUACUUAUGGCUGAGGCUGGCGAUAGCGACGACUUAGAAGGUGGGGACAAGGGUGGCGUCGAGGUUCCCGACACGUUGCUGCAACUGUUGGCUGAAAGGAUGGGUCUUCUCAGCACGAAAGACGAAGCUCCACCAGAGCAGUUGCUCGACGAAGUCUCACUGCAAGGAAUAGCUACCUACAUCAAAUCAAAAUGCACGAACUUGAUAGUGAUGACUGGAGCUGGCAUUUCAACAGCUGCUGGUAUACCAGACUUCAGAUCUCCGGGCACUGGCUUGUACGACAAUUUGCAGAAAUAUGAGCUGCCUUCGCCUCAAAGUGUAUUUGAUAUUUCAUACUUCAAGACAAAUCCCGAACCAUUUUACAUGUUGGCUAAAGAAUUGUAUCCAUCGAAUUUUAUACCUACGAAGUGCCACUACUUUAUCCGUCUUUUGGCUGAAAAGGGUAAACUACUGAGACAUUACACACAGAAUGUUGAUACAUUAGAGCGCGUUGCCGGUAUUCCCGACGAGAAACUCGUUGAAGCACACGGAUCAUUCAACCUCGGCCAUUGCAUCGAAUGUCACAAAGAAUUCACUCAAGAGUGGAUAAAAGAUAAAGUUUUUGCUGAUGAAAUUCCCCAUUGUGAUUCUUGCAAUGCCUUAGUGAAACCUGACAUAGUAUUUUUUGGAGAAGCCUUGCCGGAUCGUUUUGCAUCACUGACGGCACAGGAUUUACCGAGGUGUGAUAUGUUGAUAGUCAUAGGAACAUCUCUAACAGUGCAGCCUUUUGCUUCGCUUGCUGGACGAGUACCUAAAACGACUCCUCGUCUUUUAAUCAAUCGGGACAAAGCUGGCGAGACGGAUCCAUUGAUGGUCAUGUUGGGCAUGGGAUCUGGCUUCAACUUCAGUAGCGAAGGCAACUAUAGGGAUGUAUUUCAAGAAGGUGAUUGCGAUGAUGGUUGUGUUGCCCUUGCUGAACUACUCGGCUGGAAAGAUGAGUUACUUUCAUUGGUUGAUCGCGAACAUGCUAAGCUGCCUGCCAGUACCAAAGGUGAUACAAAAAGCUCGGCAGACGAGGCAACAUCGAGCACAGAUCAGAAAAAUGAAUUAGAGACUGAUAGCAAGAUGUGAAGGCACGAUAAGGUAAAUCAAAUUUUGUGAAGGUUUGAUAUUGUUGAACAAGAUGGGCUUAAUGUGUUUUGCUAACGUUGUUUUACAAAACCUUUAGCCGAGUAUUGAAAAUGCUUGAUAUGUAUGUGUACUUAGAAAGUAUUUUGUAGUAAUGUUGUUAAGCUGGUCACGUGAUGGAGUUGUAUGUAAUGCCAUUGUUUCUGAUUUCGAUUAUGCUUGUUCUAGUGUGGCAUUUAAUGUUAAUGGAUACAGUGCUGCGAGUUUCUAUUAGCUAUUUUGUUGUCAUGUUUUAUGAAAAUUGCAGG
Molecule: messenger RNA, 1447 nt
Organism: Corticium candelabrum
Lineage: Eukaryota; Metazoa; Porifera; Homoscleromorpha; Homosclerophorida; Plakinidae
Product: NAD-dependent protein deacetylase sirtuin-2-like
Exons: 15
Coding region: 39-1142 (367 amino acids)
Cellular component (GO): nucleus
Molecular function (GO): histone deacetylase activity, NAD-dependent; NAD+ binding
Source: RefSeq, a predicted model, not a curated record